UUGCUCGUUGCGUUGAGUCGUCGUCGGGUUUUCGGCGCGGUGUCUUGAAGAGUUGUUGUUGUUGUUGGAUUACCGCUCGAUUACCUCAGGGUGGAUCGUGGUGGUGGAACCGAAGUUGUGCAAUCGACUGACGACUGACUUGGUUGUGUCGAGGUUUGGUGACCAUUUUUUCGGGUUUUUUUUUCCGAAAGGAAGGUUCUCUCGGGUUGUUGUUCCGGGAUCUGCGGCAAAGUGUUGCUGUGGAGCGGUGUUGAUGUUCUGCGUUCUGUUGAUUGAUCCGCGCGCAAUGACAGUCGAGUUGUCGUGACUUAAGCUGACUUAACGCUGUCGUCGCCGCCGCUGGAGGAAGGGUGGUGAAAUCGAUAUUGUGCAACUUGAUUGGUGUGUUGAAGUUGUUGUGGCUGCUAGUUGUUGUGCUGUGUUGAGUGGUUGAAAUAAGGGAAGAAAAUGUGAAAAUUGCAGUUUGAUCAAAGUGAGUGAGAGAGCGGUGGAUUUGCGCGAGUUUUCGCGCUGUUAUCGUUGUUUAACGUAAGCAACAAACGAAGUAAAGAUGAAGUAACGAAGAAAAAAAAAUGCUCAAAAUUAAUUGCAUCAAAAAAGAUUCGCCAAAUUGAGGAAGUGCAAAAAUUUAUCCCCCAAAACACACUAUCGACACAAAUACACAAGAGAGAGAGAGAAAAAAAGUGCAAACAAAAAACAACAACAUCAACGAAGAAACAAACAAGCACACACCACACCAACCGAAACCAGGAAAGGAAAGAAAAUAAAGAAAUGAUGGGGCAUCAACACUGCAGCAGUAAUGGUGGAUGCAAAUCCGUUGCAUACUGCCUGGUUCUACUGUUGCUCAAUGUUGGAUUACUGGUGCACGCCGCGGCGCAACAAAACAACUUCUACUUCGCCCAGAACCAGGGCCGCUUCGUGCCAUCGUACGAGAACCCCCGGAACGGGUUUUUUCCCUCGUCCAUCCAGCGGAACCAGCCGCCCGACUCGUACCAGGAGCAGACCCUUUUCGUCGGCAGUAGUGCCGCGAAUGGUGGCGGACGGCCCGGCCGGGGCCAGACCGGAGCCAGUCAGGUAGAGACGGCCAACGACGACGGACCGCUGUCCUCGCGGAGUGGCGUAACGCCGUCGUACUUCCAGUUCACCUACACGACACCAAGAAGUCCGGAUAUUUUCGAAAUAUCACCACGUCCGUUCUCGGUGACCCCCCAGCCCCAGAACUCGGGAUUCCAGUACUCGCGAGGAUCGUCGCUCCGGACGUCCGAUUUCUUCAGCAACGGGCUGAGCCCGCCCAGCAUUCCGUCGCGGAACUUUGCCGGUGGCGUCGUCGGCAGCGGAACUAGCGGAAGUUCAAGCGGGCUUGGCAGUCCGAUUAGCUCCGGGUCCGGAAUCAGCAGCAGCGGCAGCAGUCACAGCUACCGGCAGACGCAGCGGAAGAGUCCGUUCAGCAGUGGUGCCAUCGGGACCAGUUUGACUGACUCUGAUGCGUUGCAGCGUCCCGAAACGGGUGGCCGCGACCGGGACCGUCAACUCUCGUACAUCUCAAACCGAGCGCGUCCCUUCGGCAACGACGACUCCUCGUCGAGCUCAAGCUCGGCGCCAGCCGGUGCCAACUCGCCCUCGCGGGGCUUCCCCGGCUCAACGUCAUCUUCUUCAUCGUCGGCGGCAUCACAUCAAAGGCAAUCCGGCGUGUCCGCGCGAUUGCCACCGUCGACCGCCCGGAACAACGGCUUCCGAUCCAAGUCGGAGGAUCUUGGAGGGAGCAGCGGCAGCAGUGGUCAUCACCAGCAAAACGAAACGAAUAACGGGAGCAGCAGCAGUGGCAGUGGCAGCAGUAGCCGAUUCACCAAGCCAACUCCGCGGGCCAAUCGAUACCGAUCUACGACCACGGCCGAGCCGGUCACCGCCAAAAGUACCACGGUUGAGAGCGUCGUGCUGAGGAAUCGCUUCGCCGGACGCACCCCAUCCCCGAACCCCUUCCGCCCGGCGUUCGAAGCCAAGAAGGUCGCACCGGUCAGCAGCAACGCCGCUGCCCCGGCUCCAUCUUCUUCUUCCGCUUCCCGCGGAACGUUCGUCAACAAGUCCAAGAAGGCGACCACCACCUCAACCUCAACGACCACGGCCAAGGCACCGCCGGCGUCGCUGUCCCGCUUCAUCAUCCCGGCCCGGCCCAUCAUCCCGUCGAUCAACAUCACCCACAACGGGUCGGCCAAGUCGGCGGAGGUGAUUUACGACUACGACGACUACGUCGAGGACCCGAAGGACCCGGCGAACAACGAGUUUGUGGACGAACCACAGGAGAUUAAGGAUUUCCAGCAGCCGCAGCAGACGACCUCGCAGAAGACCAACUCGAUCAAGAGUGGCGGCUCGAGCGAGAAGGAGGAGAAGCCACUGGUCGUGAGUACGACCAGCAGUGCUCCCACAAGCACCACCGCGAAGGAGUACGAGAACGAGGAACGGGGAGGCAGUUUGAACAACAUCAACGAGAACGAGUACUACGAUGUGGUGAAGGAGAGUGAUGGGCAGCAGCAGGAGCAGCAGCAGCAGCAGGUGGGAGAGACCAUCGAGGAUCACACGGUGAUCUUGACGGACAACUUUUAUUUGCCGAACUCGGGUUCGGAAGAAGUGCUGGACGAUGAGAUUGAGGAAGGAGAGGAGGAAGAUUACACGGAAGAGCCGAAGAAGGAGGUUCCGUCGUCGGUUGCACCGGCGCAGGAGGAUUUGAAGGAACAGCUGAGUGAUUCGGCUUACGACGAUGAGUACAUCUACGACGAGGAUGAACCAGCGGUUAGUACUACGGUGAGGCCGGAAGUCAAGCCCGCGGUAGCACCGGCUGUUGAAGAUCCCAAAGAAGACAUCGACACGUUGAUCUACUCGGAGGAGGAGGAAGAGAAACCGGUGGAAGAUGCUAAGGUGGACGAAGAAGCAGCUCCAGCCCCUUCGGAAGAAGUGAUCGCGGAAACUACGCGAGCUGCUCCGAUUGAAACGACCUCGAGCUCGACUCCGACAACGACCACGACGGAGGCAGCUCCUACGCAGGAGACGAGCACGACAACGGAGCGCACGCUGAACAGCUCGGUAGAUGCGGAACCAACCUCGAAUGCUACGACCGAAAGCUGGGUUGUGGUGGCGUCAGUGCAGACCAGUAGGAGCGUGUCCGGGGCUAGAUUCUUGCCGUUCCCACAGGUCGAACAGGACGAGAAGAAGCAGAGCUUGUCGGAGCUGGACUCGAAGGGCAGUAACGAGAACGACGAGGUUGACAUCACAACGGUAAGUAGCCACGACAUUGAGAAGACUACGAUUGCUCCGCAGGAGCCGGUGAUCUCCGUUACGGAUGAUUCGGAGACGCCGACGACGGAGAAGUCGGUGAUUGCGCUUUCGCAAUCUACCGAAAGUAUCAUCGAUAAGCUUGAUCGAGUACAGUCGGAGCUGUCGAGUGGAAUCUUUAAAGAUCUCCCCGUCCUGAAGGAGAUGAUCGCGGAUGACAAGAUUCCAACGUCUUCCUCGCUGCCUCCGGUAGUGAUCCGCAAGUUCCAACCUAAUGGUCGUGCCACGACCACCAAGAAGCCUCGCGUGUUCCCAACGACCGCCAAACCUACUGCGGCACCCGCUGCUGAUCUUACCAAGAAGAUCGUCUUUGACGAAGUGAUCAGCGACGAGAUCGCGUCACUGCUUCCACCGGACUUUAAGCAAAAGAACGCUUACAAGAUCAAGAAGUUUGGCGUGAGCAGCACAACUCACGUCCCAAUUGCUUCCGAUCGUGACGUCCUGAAUGAGGAACCGCUGCGACCGGAUCUUGGAAACCGGUUCCGCCCGGCGAACAACAGUCGAUCGUACAAGAGCAGCGUUCCAAUUCAGGAGUUGAGCUCGCAGCUGCCGAAGGAUCGCAACCGAACGGAGGAGGAGGUCAAGACGACGAACAAUCUGAAGGAACUGAUCAGCAAGAUCAAGGGUAACGAGAAGCCUAAUGGAACGCUGGAUGUACUGAAGAAGGUCCCCAAGGUGGACAUUAGUUCGUUUUUGCCUCCAGGUUACAAACCCGCGGCUGAAGUGACGACAAAGGCUCCCGCGUCCAAGUUCAUCGAGGACGACAUUAGCAAACUGUUGCCACCUGGCUAUCGAGGUGCAUUCAAGCCGUCUUUGAAGAAAACCACGACAACCACGGCUGCACCAUCCGAGGAUGAAGAUCUGGUGAGCAAACUGCUACCACCCGGCUACAAACCACCCAAGAACGAACCUAAGGUUGUGUUCAGCGACGAUAUCAGCAAGUUCCUCCCACCGGGCUACAAACCACCAAAGGAAGAAGCCUCCACCAAAGCUCCAGUGGUGUUCAGCGAAGACAUCAGCAAGUUCCUACCGCCGGGCUACAAACCCCCAGCUGAGGAAGCGAAACCCGAGCCGGUAGUGAUCGACCCGACCAGCUUGCUGAGCAAGAUCAAGUUCAAGGAGGUCGCCGUACCGCUGCCACCCGGCUUCAACGAGUCCAAACCAGAGUCUAAACCGGAAAGUGCCGGCACCGUGGGCAACGCCGGCUUCAAGGUGGUCUUCCCCAGCCGACCCGGCGUGAAGAAACCAGGCCAGGGUCGCGUCACUACGGCGAAACCACUGCACGCCGAAGGCCCAGCCCAGCCGGAGAUUACCAUCCGUCGGGGACCGCCAACGCGGGCCACCACCGAGUUCACCGGCUGGCCAACGCCCUCGACGACGCCGCUUUCAAUCGAGAAGCUCCUGGAGCAGCAGAAGCAGCAGGAGCUGCUGGAGAAGCUGCUCGCUUCGUCGUCGACUUCGACGACUACGACGACGACGACCACCACGUCAACGACCACUCCAAGACCAACCGAGCCCGGCCUGUGCCACUCGGAGUGCGACCUGGCCGGCACGAUCCGCAUCGUGGACGGCGUCAACUGGGUGCCGGAACUGCUGGACCACAACACGGCCGAGUGGAAGCAGCUCGCGAAGGAUGUCGAAGCGCAGCUGAACGAGGUGUACAGCAAGGCGCAGAACCUGAGCAAAUGGUACAAGAAGGUGCGCAUCGACAGCUUCAGCAAGGGUAGCGUACUGGUGGAUUACUUUGUCGAGUUGACUGAUUUGACGCGGGACGUUAACACGCUGGAGAUCAAGAAGCUGUUCCACGAGGCGUUGACACCGGCGCCAGUGCCGACCACGACUACGCCGGAGCCGAGCACGGACUUGGACGAAGACAGCGAAGAUGGGGAGGAUCGGCAGAGCAAGCAGGUGAAAGAGAACUUGCAGACGGCGGUGCCACGCGUGAAGGAAGUAUUCCUGCUGGGCAAGUUCAAGGUCGAUCCGGUGUCGACCGAUUUCACCGUCAUCCCGAAACAGAUUCUUCCAACGGUGACCGCUGAGGAAGAAGAUCUAUUCUUGCCACAGUGGGCCAUUGCCGUGAUCGUGAUCGGGUUGGCGUCGCUCCUGUUUGUGAUCCUGUUUGGCGUUACAGUGCUCAUCAACCGUCAAAAGGCGGCCAAGAAGAAGGCCCCGACUCCGCUGACGGCUGACAUGCUGAACGAGCUGAACAAGAACCACAUGGGAGGCAUCGACAACUUUGGCGCGGAAGAUCUGUACAAUCUGGACGACGCGUGGGACGACCACGGGCACGAUGUGAAACCAAAGCAGCGCUUCUCCAACUCCAUGCACGGCAGCAGUGCGUCGAACAUCUACGACAGCUGGCGCUCGCAGCGUCACCCGAACGAGGGCAACUACUACUACGACGACUACGGCGGCCUCAAGGGCUCGCACUAUCCGCCGUCCGGCCACGGCGGCCACAGCGCGCACCAGCAUCCGGUGGCGUCGGCGCACCGGUUACACGACGCGGCCUUCAUGAUGCACGAGCCGCCGCUGCCGGUGAUGGGCAUGUACCCGCCGUACCACCACGCACCACCGCCGCCCAGCAGUCACUACAACACCAACUCGCGGCGAUACUACCGAGAUUACGACCCGAACUUCUAAGCGGGCACUUUUCCCUAUACCCUCCCAAAACUCGAAAAUCCUUGUCGAACCCAUCACACCGAUCAUCCUAAUCCCAGUCAUCGUUGUAGUUUUGUUGUUUCCCCGCACUCGUCACCGUCUAUCAGUUCGGAACCAGUCCGGUUCCGAGAGUAAGCCUCUCCCGAAGAGGCCAUCCGGUAUUGCUCAGUGAGUUGUCAUCGUCGUAAUCAUCCCCCCCACCCACUAGUGCUGUAACUGCAUCCUCAAUACUACUCCCUCUUCCUCUCAGUUUGUAGCGUGUAAGGACUUAUCGUAUAGUAGGAUACUUCUAAUGUAAAUAAAUUAUUUAUUUUGUAAAAAACAGACAAAAUUACGAAUGAGAGAAAAAAAAAA
Molecule: messenger RNA, 6339 nt
Organism: Culex quinquefasciatus (southern house mosquito)
Lineage: Eukaryota; Metazoa; Arthropoda; Insecta; Diptera; Culicidae
Product: mucin-5AC
Exons: 9
Coding region: 772-5967 (1731 amino acids)
Source: RefSeq, a predicted model, not a curated record